UCUGGUGGCAAACGUGCGGACUAAACAAUGAAUAAUUUAGCUGAUUCUUGACAAUUUGUUUUACGAUAAGUCGUCGUCCUGUGUGUGGAAGGGUGUGUGCCCAGCAAAAAACCGCGUGUGCUGCUUAAUGUGGUGGCAACAAGUGCAUAAACCCUAGGAUCAUCCAUUUCUUGUUUUCUGGUGCUGAACAGACUGCAAUCAUGCCUAAAUCGAUGAACGUGAGGGUGACCACCAUGGAUGCGGAACUCGAGUUCGCAAUCCAACAAACAACGUCAGGCAAACAGCUCUUCGACCAGGUUGUCAAAACCAUCGGAUUAAGAGAAGUUUGGUUUUUCGGCCUACAGUACACCGAUUCGAAGGGGGAUUUGACGUGGAUUAAGUUGUACAAGAAGGUGAUGAGCCAAGAUGUGAAAAAAGAAAACCCGCUUCAGUUCAAGUUUCGUGCCAAAUUUUACCCCGAAGAUGUCGCCGAGGAGCUCAUCCAAGACAUCACCUUGCGUCUGUUUUAUUUGCAAGUGAAGAAUUCCAUCUUGUCGGAUGAAAUAUAUUGUCCACCUGAGACGUCCGUCCUUUUAGCCUCAUACGCCGUACAGGCCAGACACGGAGAUUACAACAAGACUUUGCAUUCGGCCGGCUUUCUCGCCAACGAUAGACUUUUACCCCAAAGAGUUAUGGAUCAACACAAAAUGUCCAAAGAGGAGUGGGAACAGAGCAUCAUGACCUGGUGGAAGGAACACCGUGGCAUGCUUCGCGAGGACACGAUGAUGGAGUAUCUGAAAAUCGCCCAAGAUUUGGAAAUGUACGGCGUCAACUACUUCGAAAUCCGUAACAAAAAAGGGACGGAGUUGUACUUGGGCGUCGACGCCCUAGGCUUGAAUAUAUACGAAAAAGACGAUAGAUUAACCCCAAAAAUCGGCUUUCCUUGGUCGGAAAUCCGCAACAUCUCGUUCAACGACCGCAAAUUCAUCAUUAAGCCCAUCGACAAGAAGGCGCCAGAUUUCGUAUUUUUCGCGCCUCGCGUUCGAAUAAACAAACGAAUUUUAUCUCUGUGCAUGGGAAAUCACGAGUUGUACAUGCGCCGCAGAAAGCCCGACACGAUCGACGUGCAGCAAAUGAAGGCCCAAGCUCGCGAGGAAAAACUAGCCAAACAGCAACAAAGAGAGAAGCUCCAGCUGGAAAUCGCGGCCCGCGAACGCGCCGAGAAGAAGCAGCAGGAGUAUGAGGACAGGAUCAAGGCGAUGCAGGAAGAGAUGGAGCGCAGCCAAGCCAACCUCCAGGAGGCGCAGGAGAUGAUCAGACGCCUCGAGGAGCAACUCAAGCAGCUGCAGGCCGCCAAGGAGGAGCUCGAGAAGCGGCAGAACGAGCUGCAGCAGAUGAUGGAGCGUCUGGAGGAGAGCAAGAAUUUGGAGGCGGCCGAGCGCCAGAAGCUGGAGGACGAGAUCAUGGCCAAGCAGCUGGAGGUGCAGAGAAUCCAGGAGGAGGUGGAGGCGAAGGACAGCGAGACCAAGCGUCUGCAGGAGGAGGUGGAGGCGGCGCGCCGCAAGGAGGAGGAGCUGAAGGCGCAGCAGAUGGCGAACGCCACCAAGGGGCACUUGGAAGAGAACAAUCACGACGAGGAUGACGAGUUGGUGAAUGGGGAUGUGAGCAAGGAUUUGGCUACGGAUGAGAAUAUCGUGGAUCCGGUGGAGGAUAGACGCACGCUGGCCGAGCGCAACGAGCGUCUGCACGAUCAGUUGCUGGCGUUGAAGAAAGACCUCGCCCAGUCCCGAGACGAAACAAAAGAAACUGCCAUGGACAAGAUCCACCGAGAGAACGUGCGCCAAGGCCGAGACAAAUACAAAACCCUCCGCGAGAUACGUAAAGGCAACACUAAGCGUCGCGUGGACCAAUUCGAAAACAUGUAAAUCAGUCAAUUUCUCAACUAAAAUAAGUUUGCUAAAUCAAAAUUCCACAAUUAAUUAUUAUUAAACAACCUUUCAAUGCUCAAUCCGAGAGAUCAUGUUAUUAAAUUUAAGUUUGGUUUACUUACAUUUAAGUCCCUCUGUAAGAUAAGAAGUGCUCAUUUAAGUGGCCUUAGAAUUUUGAAAUCUUAGUUCCAAUAUUUUCAAAGUCUUGUUUAUUUUGUCUGUUGAAAGUAAUUUUUGUUAGUAGAAAUGUGAUAUGAUAUAUAUAUAAUGAACGAAAAAUCAGAUCUGUUAAUGUUCGCGACUAUUCAUUUCAUUUGUUAUUUACAACUUCUAACAUUGCUUAAACGCAUUCCAAGUAAUGGUAGUUAUCUUCUAAUUUUAGUGCCAUUUGGUUAACGGGCUACACAAAACUAUUAAUCUUUUUAAAUAAGUUGGAAUAUCCGAAUUGAUCCCUUUUGAUACUACCGUGAUUGUAAAACAUCGUGCACGUUUUAUUGGCCUGGUGCUUCCUUAUUGUGUAUAUAAAAGUUAUACAAUUCGUUUUUCUACUUACUGUAUUUUUUUUUUUAUCGAGGUUAUUAAAAGAAGGUUUUACAUAUUUUUUCUACAAUACUUAUCUUUGCGCUUGCAUAUCAUGGUGUAACGCGAAAUGUGUACAUAACGUUUAUUUUAAAAACCAAGAUGCCUUUAUAGAUAGGUUUGGAUGAUAUUUACACUGUAGUAUUCGUCGGUAAUCGAGUGGGCAAGGAAAGUAACUAGGAACGAACGUAAUUAAUCCAUAUUUAAAAGGAAACAGUUUCUUUUAAUUAAUUAAUUAUUUAAGUCAACCAAUCAAAAUUCGCAAAUGUUAAAAGCUGUUUGCCGUUGGUUUUAUUUUACAUUUAUCUAUAUUUAUCCUAAAAUCACUUGUAUAUUGUACAUCUUGAACUACACUCGUAGUUUUUUUAACAUUUGUAUUCUUCUUAGUUUGAGUUAUGUACUAUUAGAAUAAUUAAUAAAGAUUAUUUGGAAAUGA
This is a messenger RNA of Zophobas morio, 2922 nucleotides long. Its product is annotated as moesin/ezrin/radixin homolog 1. Bases 201 to 1904 code for a protein of 567 amino acids. Gene Ontology annotation, molecular function: actin binding; cell adhesion molecule binding. Gene Ontology annotation, biological process: positive regulation of protein localization to early endosome; positive regulation of early endosome to late endosome transport; regulation of organelle assembly. The record is from RefSeq and is a predicted model, not a curated record. Lineage: Eukaryota; Metazoa; Arthropoda; Insecta; Coleoptera; Tenebrionidae. The transcript is spliced from 7 exons. Gene Ontology annotation, cellular component: filopodium; cytoskeleton; adherens junction.